This is a messenger RNA of Ceratina calcarata, 1644 nucleotides long. RefSeq names its product tRNA pseudouridine(38/39) synthase. Lineage: Eukaryota; Metazoa; Arthropoda; Insecta; Hymenoptera; Apidae. Gene Ontology annotation, molecular function: pseudouridine synthase activity; RNA binding. Bases 345 to 1619 code for a protein of 424 amino acids. The transcript has 6 exons. The record is from RefSeq and is a predicted model, not a curated record. Gene Ontology annotation, biological process: mRNA pseudouridine synthesis; tRNA pseudouridine synthesis. Gene Ontology annotation, cellular component: cytoplasm; nucleus.
AUUCUUAGGAAAACUGAAUGUGCAAAAAAUAUAACCACUGCAUGCAUAAAAUUUUAACACGUUUCUAAAAAAUCCGUAUUUGGAAGAAAGACUGAGGCAAUUACUACCGUAAAAUAAAAUUAUUAUUAAAAUUUUGAAUAUGCGUCUAAUGCGCAAGUGAAAGACUGCAGCACUUAACUACCGACUGAUGAUAGUACGUUUUUAAGGGCACCCUGUAACGUAACCUCGAGCAUGAGAAAAAUAGAUGUUUUGAUAUGAUCACAGAGGCUAUUAUGAUUGUUGGUCAUUUCUAAUACUUGUCUUUGUACAAAAACUAAAAACUGUAUACAUCGAUUAUUUUUAAAAUGAAAAAGCAGGAAGUUUUACACAGAGAGGAACUUGAACUAUUUAAUAAAUCGGAAUUGAUAGAGAAAAUAAUACGAUUAGAGGAAAAGAACAAGGAAUUAAAGGCAAUAGCUAAUAGAGGAAAAUUGGAGAGCAGAAAUAACGUUCAUAGAUCACAGAAACCAUUUGAUUUCUCAAGGUGCAAUAAAAGACAUAUUCUUUUGAAAUUCUAUUACCUCGGGUGGACUUAUAAUGGUUUCGUCGUACAAGAAAGCAUAGAUGAAACAGUAGAACAGCAUUUAUUUGCAGCUCUGAUAAAGAGUUGUUGCAUAGAAUCUCGUGAAUCGUCUAAUUAUCAUAGAUGUGGCAGGACAGAUAAAGGUGUAAGUUCAUUUUCACAAGUGAUAUCUCUGGACGUGAGAAGCAAAUUAGAUAGACAGGAUCAACAUAAAGUGGAAGAUGAACUCCCAUAUUGCAAGAUGCUAAAUAGAUUGCUACCUCCUGGUAUAAAAUGCAUCGCAUGGUGUCCAGUGCCCGAUGAUUUCUCAUCAAGAUUUAAUUGUAAAAGUCGAACUUACAAGUAUUUCUUCCCCCGAGGGAAUCUCAAUAUUGAUGCUAUGGAUAAAGCUGUUAGAUACACUAUAGGAGAACAUGAUUUUCGAAAUGUUUGUAAAAUGGAUGUUGCUAACGGUGUUGUUAGCUAUACAAGAAAAAUAAUUGACGCGAAAGUUUGUAUAUAUCGGCAACAUUUUAGAAAUGUUCCAGGAUAUGAUAUAUGUCAAAUGAUUGUAACGGGCCAAGCAUUCCUGUGGCAUCAAAUUCGUUGUUUAAUGGGCGUCCUAUUUCUUGUCGGCGAAGAAAAAGAAAAACCUGAAGUCAUGUUGGAACUUCUUGACAUUGAAAAAUGUCCUAGAAAACCGCAAUAUAAUUUAGCUCACGAAGUACCGUUGAAUCUUUGGUGUUGUGAAUAUGAAGCCAACGAGUGGUACAUUGAUAAAACAGAAUUGAGGAAUACGAUUAAACUCUUGCAAAAAGACUGGACCCUGUACACGAUAAAGUCAGUCAUGAUUGAAAAUAUGCUAUCAGACUUGGAGGAUUUGGUCGAUUUAAAAGAUACAUCUUCUCAACCUGACUGUUUAUUACUCGGUGUACAACCCAAAGUUUAUCAACACUUAAUGGAACGUCCUACUUGCGAAAGCUUAGAAAGUAAAAUAAAGCACUAUGAGAACAAGAAGAAGAGAAAAGAGCAAUCAUUAGGAGGAAAUGCGGAAAAGUUGCUGAAAUUACAAGAUUAACUGUAUUUGCCUUAUAUAUACAAUA